This is a messenger RNA of Exophiala aquamarina CBS 119918, 1197 nucleotides long. RefSeq lists its product as uncharacterized. The record is from RefSeq and is a predicted model, not a curated record. Bases 1 to 1197 code for a protein of 398 amino acids. Lineage: Eukaryota; Fungi; Ascomycota; Eurotiomycetes; Chaetothyriales; Herpotrichiellaceae. The transcript has a single exon.
AUGUCGCUAUCGUACAUAUAUUUACGCAGUAUUGACCGAAGUGCAGUCGACUCUCCCGAGACAGAGCCGUACCGAUGGCCAGUGAUUUUACGCUUCCAAGAUUAUCCCUUUCCCGACGAGAUCCCUGCACGAUGGACGAAGAACUAUCUCUCCAACAAUGGUGCGUCUCUCACCUCCGCUCAAUCAUCCGUCACUGGAGCAGUCCGGGUGAGAGAUCAGACUUGUCGGAUGUCCAAACACGUCACCGGAACCCAGGCAGCUCAUAUAGUUCCCCAACAUGAAGGCAAAUGGUUCUCUCAGAAUUCCAUGUGGAAGUACAACGUCGAUUUGUCACUGGACCCUGACAAUCUCCUCAAUGAUAUGAGCAAUCUCGUCUUGCUGCGGUCCGACCUGCAUGUCGGGCUAGAUGAACGGAAAUUCAUCUUUUAUCCCAAAGGCGACGGUUCUUUCGUGGUGCAUCUACUUGAACCCACUCCCGACCUCGCCCAGCUAUUUCACAAUGUGAAGAUGCAGCCAGGGUUCAACUGCCAUCCCAGUUUUCUAUUUGCACGGUUUGUCCAUGCACUCCUCCCGUCUCUCGCAGGUUUCUUCAGCAUGCCCGGACUCCCACGAAAUGUGUUGUUGGUCAAGGCGACGGACGAUGGAGAAGAAUUGGUAGAGGAAGAGAUCGCCGACCCGGAAGAACUUCGUGGUCGCAUCUCGGCCUCGCGCAGUCGGAGUCCCAAGAAACGGCAUAAGGCUGGAGCACCGGACGCGAAGGGUGGAGUUUGUUCACAGCGCGAAGCCGAGAUGCGACCACCACUCCGACGGUAUGUCAGUGCUGCCAGUCACUCGCAAGAAGGUGGUCGGAAUUCUGAUGCCGAGUGUGACCAGCCACAUCUGGCACCCGGAGCCCGAAAAGGCUCUCCGAACCCCCAUGCCGGAGUUAGACUGGAGGCAGACCCGGAUGUGCUCAUGAUCAAACCGCACAUCACGAAUCUCUUUCCUUCAUGGUACCCCGGAUGGGAAGACGUGGAUAAAUUGAGACAGGACUGGCUUGUGAAAGAGCGCGCAAGAAAUCAGACUCUAAAGCGCAAACGCGAUAAGAAGCUACGCUCGUAUGGAGUCAGGGACGUGGGGAGGCAUACGUGGCAAAACACACGGACUCUUUGUGAGUCUAGAUUCGUGCCGCUCCAGAAAGGAACUGACCGUCCGUGA